GUCGGGGGGAAAUGUGAAGGAUUUUCAGUACGCAUGCGUCAGAGGGACCCAACCCUGGUUCUUAUAUUUGGCCAAGUCCGGGUUGAGGAGGAUUGUUAGGGGACUGGCGGCGAAGUCUCCCGAACAGUCCUGAUUCUAGUAAGAUAAAACUGCACUUCUACAAGUAUUUCCUGUUUCUCGCUUACCAAGAAUUGUGAUACAUCAUGGAUGAUCUGUCAGCAGAAGAAAUUCAGCUAAGGGCUCAGCAGGUGACUGAUGAGUCCUUGGAAAGCACAAGGAGAAUCCUGGGGUUAGCCAUUGAGUCUCAGGAUGCAGGAAUCAAAACCAUCACUAUGCUGGAUGAACAAGGGGAAAAACUGAACCGCAUAGAAGAAGGCAUGGACCAAAUAAACAAAGACAUGAGAGAGGCAGAGAAGACCCUCACAGAACUCAACAAGUGUUGUGGCCUUUGUGUUUGCCCUUGGAAUAGGUCAGCAAAUUUUGAGUCUCGCAAGGACUAUAAGGCAACAUGGGUUGAAGGUGGAGAAAAUUCACCUGGUAAUGUGGUUUCUAAGCAGCCAGGCCGUAUGACAAAUGGUCAGCCUCAGCAAACAGCUGCAGGAGGAGCCAGUGGUGGCUACAUUAAACGGAUAACUAAUGAUGCCAGAGAGGAUGAAAUGGAAGAAAAUUUGUGUCAGGUGGGCAGUAUACUGGGGAACUUGAAAACCAUGGCCAUAGACAUGGGCAAUGAGAUUGACUCUCAGAACAAGCAAAUAGGCAGAAUCACCGAGAAGGCUGAUACUAACAAAGAUCGUAUUGAUAUUGCCAAUGCCAGAGCAAAGAAACUCAUUGACAGUUAAAGAUGUUGCUGCUGCCUUCAUCCAAGAAUUCUUUCAUCUGCUACAUCCUUCAGUUCUUCCUGAGUCACUCACUACCUUUCAGUGUUUGAAAUUUCUUUGCCCCAACAACCCUCUCUAAGCAAAGAGAUGGGAAGAAAGGGUCAGAGGAGUGAAACAGAUCCCUGCCAGCUGGUUUCAGAUUCUUGCUCUUUUCCCUUGUGAGCAGAUUGGUAUAAACUAUUUAGUCUUCCCUUUGGGAUUUUCCUCCUCAGUACACAGGCUGAGGUUGUGUUGCAAACCCUUAAAAUUGUUUUAUAUCCUUGUUCCCCUCGAGCAGAUUUUUGCUUUCAGGAUUUUUAAGCAUUGCCAAAGACAACAAUGGAGGAGAGAGAGUGUAUAUACUCUGGGAUGGGGUAGGGAGGGAAUUGUGAGGUUUGAGAGGAUUGUUUGUUGUUGCUUCUGUUAUACCAGUAGAAGUUCUACAGGCCCUAACUACAUUGAAAAGUUACAUAGAGAAACUGCCUAGUCACAUCCCAUCUUCCUUUGAAAAUAAUUGGGUUCAUUGCCAGUUUAUUUGGCCCUGGGCAAGUCAUUCAGCCUCUUGGUGCCCCCAGGCAGCUGCCUGUGACUCUAGAAGUUGCAGAGCGUGCAUGUCCCUAUCUGCAUCAGAUGAACUCAUUGGCUGCUGGUUUGUUUUUGGAGAUUAUGAUUCUUCAAAUCAUAAAAUCUUAAACAUGCAGAACAGAGUAACUUUUUUUUUUAAUAAAGGAACUUAAUUUUUCUCCAAAGGAUUUCUAUACAGACAUGUUUUGUGAUCCCAGUUCAUGCUGCACUUUCUAGAACACUUUGCAUAACUUCAUGGUUUAAAAUAAAAAACAUUUGUAGCAUCAUUUUCCCAUUACAAGGCUGUAUCCUCAUUAAUUUAUCAUCUCAGUGUUGAUAUCAUUCGUUUGGGAGAAAUUGUAUUUACAGGUUAAAACAUCGAUAUUUCUUCAAAGGAUGACAAAUUGGUUAACAAAUUGUAUAAAAAUGAAUUCAAGUUUACCUCAAAACCAUGAAUUAUGGUGUGGUGGUUUUUUUUGUUUUGUUUUUGGAGGAACAGUUUGGGAGUUGUAAUAAAUAUGACCUCAAAAAAAGUAGUUGGGUUGCUUUGAUAUCCUUACAACUCUCAGCUUUAAAACUUGUUACCUUUCUCUGCUGUAGGAGUCUGUCCAUUCUAGACUAUGCUUGUUUCUGUUCAACUAGAAGUGACCUGGAAAAUCACAAGUUUGGCUCAGUUAUUAGUGAAGACAAAUGUGAUUGCACUAUCUUUUUUUUUUUCAUAUUUAACAUAAAUAUCCAGCAUCAGAUUUGGAUCCUCAACAUUACCUGAAAGCCUAUAUGAGCUGAUCGUAAUAUAUUUGUACCCUUUUCAUUCACAUAUCAACACAUGCAUAUCGGCUGUUUUUCUGGACUAGUUUGACACUUGCAAUUAAAUUCUGUACCUGACCAGUGGGAUGUUCUCUCUCAAGGUGGUAGAAAUUCUUUUUGAUCACAAUUUUGGGAGAAGUGAGUCAACUCAACUUGUGAAAUGAAAGAAAAAAGGUCUGUGCGUGAAGAGCCAAGUUGAAGCUGCCAUUAGAAUGAUCAGGUUUCUGUUAAUAAAAAAAAUUUUUUUUCUCUUUUA
Messenger RNA from Phascolarctos cinereus (koala), 2484 nucleotides. RefSeq names its product synaptosome associated protein 23 (gene SNAP23). The record is from RefSeq and is a predicted model, not a curated record. NCBI's taxonomy places the organism in Eukaryota, Metazoa, Chordata, Mammalia, Diprotodontia, Phascolarctidae. Gene Ontology annotation, cellular component: plasma membrane; SNARE complex. Gene Ontology annotation, biological process: exocytosis; synaptic vesicle priming; synaptic vesicle fusion to presynaptic active zone membrane. Gene Ontology annotation, molecular function: SNAP receptor activity; syntaxin binding.